Molecule: messenger RNA, 354 nt
Organism: Sorex fumeus (smoky shrew)
Lineage: Eukaryota; Metazoa; Chordata; Mammalia; Eulipotyphla; Soricidae
Product: placenta-specific gene 8 protein-like
Exons: 3
Coding region: 1-354 (117 amino acids)
Biological process (GO): positive regulation of transcription by RNA polymerase II
Source: RefSeq, a predicted model, not a curated record
AUGCAAGCGCCCGCGCCACCGUCACAUCCCGUGGUGAUCGUGACCCAGCCCAACUAUGGGGCAGCACCCCAGAUGUCCAACUGGCAGACAGGCAUUUUAGACUGCUUCAGCGACUUCGGAGUCUGUCUCUGCGGCAUGUUCUGUUUCGAAUACCUUGCCUGCCAGGUGGCAACUGACAUGGGUGAAUGCUGCCUGUGCGGGACCAGUGUCGCCAUGAGGACCCUCUACCGGACCCGCUACGGCAUCCCCGGAUCCAUUUGUAAUGACUUCCUGGCGACCUAUUUCUGUCCUCUUUGUUCUCUUUGCCAAAUUAAGAGAGACAUCAAUAGAAGGAGAGCCAUGCGCGCUUUUUAA